UGUUGCGUUGGCCUGUUUUACCUUCUGCUUGAAAAUGAAAUAAGAAAGACGUAAAACACCACUUUAACAUUUGAAACACACGCAUCAAGUGGAUUUCGUAUUUUGAGCGUAUUUAAAUGUUCAUAAUUAUUGUUGUUCAAAGACGUUUUAAUCUAAACGUUUAAUUAUACUUUUAAGAUAUUCUGAGAAAAAUAUUAAUCCAAAGCAAAAUAUAAUGGGGAAUGCCGUGAAAUUUUUCUGUCUUUUAUCGUUAUUUGUUUUAAUGGUGGAUACAAAAAGGAGAGACAGAUUUGAUAUCAUCGAAAAAAGAAUUGGUGUAAUUGAAACACGAUUAAAUUCUGACAACGACUUGGCAGAGGAAUUGAUAUGGUCAUUACAACAAAAUUUUGAGGAAUUUAAUAAUUCUAUGAUCAAUCUAAAGGAUCAAAUGUGUCCCAAAGCAGAUCAACGGUCGGUACAAAAGGAACAAACUAAUUCUGAAAAAAGUGUUGAAAUUCUAAGGUCAAGCCGAUUACUAGUGUCGUUAGGACUUAAAAAGGAGAAACAGUGGACAAGGGAUAAAGUGGAAAACCUUACUACUCAGAUGGGCGAACAUUCCGAUCUGUUAGACAGACAGUUUUUAGACCUAACUACUCAAAUAGGUGAACAUACCGAUCGGUUGGACAGACAGUUUUUAGACCUGAAAAAUCAGAUUAAUUUACACACUGACGAGUUAACGAGGAAUUACUCGAAGCUUAGAGCUGACAUUAUUGACAAAAUUGAAGGAGAGAAACAAUGGAAAAGAGAUCAAGUGAAAAAACUUACCAGUCAAGUGAAUGAACAAACUGAUCAGCUAACCAAUACCUUUUCAAAACUCAGAACUGAAUUAAUAGCUUCGAAAGAAGAAAUGGAAUCCAAACUAAAUGUUAGCAAAAUAGAGAUGUUGAUUAGUGAACAACUGAAGGAAAUUGAAACUAUAAAGGAAACUCAAACUAAAAUUGUAAAUACUUUAACUUCCUACACAUGUCCACCGGACUGGACAAAAUAUUCAUCGUAUUGUUAUUUGUAUGUUAAUAAGAAGAAAACGUUCAUUGAAGCUCGUGCCCAUUGUAAGCUUCUAGGAGCAACCGUGUCUGACAUUGAAAAUGAAGCUGAAAAUACUUUUAUCACAGGUUUAGCUGCUAGAUCAUGGACUUGGGUUGGUAUUUUUAAUGAGGAGGGAGAGGGUCAUCUAAUUUCAGAAAGAACGGGUCAACCUGUAUCUUACACAAACUUCGACAAUAUUCGUGUUGUUGGGUACAAUUGUGUUGCGAUAAACGGAUAUUAUCCAAAAGGUACCUGGCGUGAAAUUUGGUGUAGGAAAAGAGUGAAAUUCAUCUGUAAAAAAGAUGUCAUGAUAGAUUUCAAGUCUGUUUGAUUCAAGGAUUUCAUUUCUUGGUGGAAGGUUUCAGGAAGUACCAUGCGCCAGUCUAGAUCCCAGUUGAUAUUUGGUUUAUUUUAUAGUGCUUACACAAAUUAAAACUGCAGAAAAAGUCCAAAGGCUAAUGUAUUAUUUUUGUGCUAAAUUUAGUUGGAUAGUAUUGAUAUUGAAAGUUUUAGCCACCAAAUGCCUGUACGGGAUAUGCUGUGUUGAGAAUUUAGUCUUAGAUGUGAUGGAUUUACUAUAGGAUAUAUAGUACGAAAAUUCAAUCGACUUAGGAUCUCGUGGCCACGACAUAGUAUCUCGUUCCCACGACUUAACUAUCUCGUGGCCACGACUUAGUAACUUGUGGUCACAAAAUAAUAUCUCAUGCGCACGAGAUAAAUAAAAACACACACACAUGUGUGUCACCAUAAAAUUAGGCAUCUCUUGAUAUUUGUUUAAUGUAGAUAAAACAAAAUUUAUCAUUCAAGAUAAAGAAAUAUAUAUUUUCAUUUUU
Messenger RNA from Ruditapes philippinarum (Manila clam), 1898 nucleotides. RefSeq names its product asialoglycoprotein receptor 1-like. Gene Ontology annotation, molecular function: signaling receptor activity. The transcript is spliced from 3 exons. The coding region runs from base 215 to 1396 and encodes 393 amino acids. NCBI's taxonomy places the organism in Eukaryota, Metazoa, Mollusca, Bivalvia, Venerida, Veneridae. The record is from RefSeq and is a predicted model, not a curated record.